AACAAGUUCAUUUUGAGGUUCAUCCAUGAACUAAUCCACUCAUUUUUCCUUUGAAACGCAAGAAGAACGACUUGGACAAUGAUUCCCAAAUUGGAUUAAUAACACAUAUUCUUGUCUGUUUAAUGAGCAUAAACUUCUAAGACUGGUUGCUCAACAGAAUUCCCCAACUUUAAGGUUCCUUCACUGGAUGACAGAGUCAUAUUUAGAGAUUUUUUUUUGGGGUGAGGAGCAUCCAUGCACAUUCCUUGACCAGCAUGUUCCAUGUGGAGUACCAUGAGGAGAUGGACUGUGAUUAACGGAGUGUCUGCAUGCUGGCCGCUGUUUAUACUGUACCUUCUCGCUGCCUCCGUGAUCCACAAGUCCACCGUCACCGGUCACAGUGAGUGUUGUUUGUACCGGGCGCACCGGGCCGCCAACUCCUCAUCCGGGCGGCAUGUGCGCAGCUAUGUACAUCUGCAGGGAGACGUGCGCCAGAGGAAACUCUUCUCCUUCCAGAAGUUCUUCCUCAGGAUCGGGAAAGACGGGAGUGUGAACGGCACCAAGAGUAAAGACGACCCAUACAGUAUUCUGGAGAUCACAUCAGUGGAUGUUGGCAUUGUUGCCAUCAGAGGUCUCGGAAGUAAUCAAUACUUGGCUAUCAGCAAGAAGGGAGAGUUGUAUGGAGUGAGAAACUACAGCACAAACUGCCAUUUGAAGGAGCGCAUUGAGGAGAACGGUUAUAACACAUACGCAUCUGCACAGUGGAAGAACAAGAGACGGCUGAUGUAUGUCGGUCUGAGCGCACAUGGAAGGCCUCUCCGUGGGAGAAAAACGUGCAGGAAGAACACAGCGACACACUUCUUGCCCAUAGUUGUGUGACUUUUCGUGUUCAUAAUGCUGAUGGGACAGAGAGAGAUCAAAGCGAGAUGAAGAGAAAGCCUUUCUCCAUGUGCAACUUUCUUUGUAGCAGCCGCGGUCCUUUAAAAUGAGUUUGUGUUUGUUCGCUUCUUUGUUGCUUUACAGUUCAUGGCAUUGAAACGCACCAAUUGAUAUUAAGUAGUAAACAUGUGCAACAGAGCCAGAUCAAUGAAUGUGUUUUCAUUCCAUUUUGAGGCAAAUCGGUUAUCUAAGAUAUGGGUUGUGUGUGAAAGAGUUUUCUUAAAGCUCUUAAUAACAGAAUCACAUUUCUAAAAAGGUCUGUUUACUUUUAUUUAUAAUGGAUGGCAGAAUUCUUGUAGGAAUGGCUGUAAAGCUACAUGCACCACAGAGAAAUAUGGUGAGAGAGAGAAACUUGGUAUACAGGGGCCCCGGAAGUAUAUGGACAUUUAAGCCGCACUUAAAAAUGUAUGAAUGCUAUUGCAUUAGAUAACAAAAUAUCAACCUAAGUGGCAGUUUCUAUUAAAUACACAUAAUGCAAGCACACUUUUCAAACAGCACAAUUCACAAAAAUAGGUUUGUUAGAAUUAAAAUGAUAAAACAAUUAAUAUAAUGUUUUAAAGUGUAUAUUUAGAUUCAAGUUUUAUAUUUAACUUUUUGGUUG
This is a messenger RNA of Xyrauchen texanus (razorback sucker), 1519 nucleotides long. Its product is annotated as fibroblast growth factor 10-like. Lineage: Eukaryota; Metazoa; Chordata; Actinopteri; Cypriniformes; Catostomidae. Bases 262 to 858 code for a protein of 198 amino acids. The record is from RefSeq and is a predicted model, not a curated record. Gene Ontology annotation, molecular function: chemoattractant activity; type 2 fibroblast growth factor receptor binding; growth factor activity. Gene Ontology annotation, biological process: positive regulation of canonical Wnt signaling pathway; positive regulation of protein phosphorylation; positive regulation of epithelial cell proliferation. The transcript has 3 exons. Gene Ontology annotation, cellular component: cytoplasm.